Molecule: messenger RNA, 944 nt
Organism: Telopea speciosissima
Lineage: Eukaryota; Viridiplantae; Streptophyta; Magnoliopsida; Proteales; Proteaceae
Product: protein FATTY ACID EXPORT 1, chloroplastic-like
Exons: 6
Coding region: 87-779 (230 amino acids)
Cellular component (GO): membrane
Source: RefSeq, a predicted model, not a curated record
AUAGCCAGGCCAAGGCUUCGUGACUCCGUCAUUCUCAAUUUGCAUUUCUUCCUUCGAAACGGAAUCGUUUUCGGAUCAUCAUCAUCAUGACUUCUGCAAUCGGUCAGCUUUCUUCCAUCUCUUCAAUCAAUCGCAAACUACAGUUACAGAAACCAUUAUUCCCUCCUGCUUCUCUUCGUUUUAAGUUGUCAGUAUCUAUGCACCUUGAAGGAAGUGGAAUGGAACGUACUCGUUCAGAGACUAUGACUACCUUAAGUUAUACCGCUGAUCCAUCAACGUCACAUAUUGAGAGUACAAUGAAAUCCUAUCCAAAUAAUGAAGAACAAGUUGGUGGUAAGUUAGGGGUAGGUGACCAAUUACAGGAGCAAGUUGUCACCCAACAGAAAAGGGCAGCAAAGAUACAUGAUUUUUGUUUUGGGAUCCCAUUUGGUGGGCUUGUUUUAAGUGGAGGUCUUGCUGGAUUUGUUUUCUCGAGAAAUGUCACAACUCUAAUCACUGGCAUGCUCUUUGGAGGUGCUUUGUUGGCCCUGAGCACCACUAGCUUAAAGGUUUGGAGGCAAGGGAAAUCCAGCUUACCAUUUAUAUUGGGACAAGCAGCACUUGCAGCAGCACUUCUUGGGAAUUAUUAUCGGACCUAUUCAUUGACGAAGAAGUUACUGCCCGCUGGAUUCUAUGCCAUUGUUAGUGCUGCAAUGCUGUGUUUCUUUUCCUAUGUGGUGAUCUCUGGAGGAAACCCUCCACCAAAGAAGUUGAAGUCAGCCAAAGGUGCUCCAUCUUAACGGAAAGUAAAAUUGAAUGCGUCUGCUCUUUCAUGCGAUAUUAUCUUUUAUAUGAGGUGUAUUUAAGUUGUGAGUGAAUGAGACCCAGGUUUUGUUAUUUAGUUCACUCAUAAUGAAUAACUCUGGGAUCAGAAGGAUAUAAAUAGAAUGCGGCGAUGGUUUAUG